CUAUCCAAUCACCGGGCAGCCCAGUGUUUUGGCUCCUCCAUCGUGUGUUAUGAGGAGCGAGUUCAGUCUCACGGUGGUCCAGUACCGAGCAGACAAUGGAGGAGACUGAAGAUUUCUCCCUUUGCAGUAAAGCAGCUGUAACUGAAAUGAAUAUGAGGGAUGAGUAUUAUUGGAAGCUUGUUGCAGAUUUCAUCGGCCCUCAGUCUGGAGAAGGGUUAGAGCUUGAACAGGCACCAUGCAAGAACAGACUUUUGAUCCAAGUCGGACUCCUGAGAGAGGACAAUAAUUUUCCAUGGAUUGCCAUCGUAGAUUGGCUGAAGAAAAUUUUCCCCAGAUAUCAGUCAGCUGACUUUCGCCGUUUAAUUGAAAGAGGCAUCGCAACGACAUUGAGUCUAGGAAGUGAGGCGAGGAUUUCCUUCCUGGAAUCAGACGCCAACUUUAACUUUGUUGGCCCAAUAUGUGACAGCAUCGGAGUUGAACGGCAACAUCUUUUGGAACUGAGGGAUUUUUCAGAGCGAGCACAGUCGAUUGAAGUCACGAAUGGGUUGAUUCUCGAGUUGAGCAACUUCAUCACCAGGGAGAAACUUGCGCCAGUUGUUUUAGUAACUUGGCUUGUAAACUUCAACCCUGAGUUUUGUAAGAACGGGGAUAUUCAAAAAGCCUAUAAAAUCCUUAGAACCAAGAUCAAAAAGUUAAAACUGUAUUGCCGCAAUUGUGAAACAAGAAGUCACAGGAGGAAUGCAAUGAUGGAAAAUUUGCUUCAAAGUCCAUUUGAACUGGUGCGUAAGAAAACGCCUAAAUUAAUUGUGAAGAAACGCCUAAAAAGAGAAGACACCAUAAAUUAUGAAAAAGUAAUAAUCAAAGAGGAAGAUGAGGACUAUGAAAUCAUGCAAAGUCAGAAGUCUGAGAUGAACAGAGGACAUGUUGUGGAAAGUGAUAAGAAUUUGGAUGUCUCCAACCGAAGAGAGGAGACCUCUGAUGGAAGAGGAGAAGCACUGACCCUGCUUGACAUCGCAAUGCUGUCGGUCCAAAAGCUGUCAAGUAUGUACGGUGGCAAAAACCCAACAUGCAAACAAGUUUCCUUGGGUCUCCUCAAAAAUCAGUAUGCUCUAACAUGCAAGGAGCACCCAGCAAUGGCAGAGUUUGAGAGCAAACUCGACUCACUCAGUGAAGACAUUUCGCUCAUCUCGCCUGUGCUGUUUUUAAACUGUAAUGCCAAUUUCCUUGUUGACCUGCAUGACGCCAUUGAGCAGGGGAUUAUGGGCUUUGAAAAAGAGAUCAUUCAGUCAACGGGAGGGAAACUGGGCCGGGACAGUCUUCCAAAUUUCAAGAGAUUUGUGAACUUGUCAGAAAGUGCCACUUCACGCUACAUCUGCAUGGUUUGUGAUAUCUUGAGCCCUCGCAACUCAGGCACACAGAACUACAGAAAAUACUGGGAAGCUUUCUGUGAGGAAAAGAGAAAUCCCUCCAGACUUGCGGUAAAUCAAUCAAACCGAUUCAACAACUACUUUGAGGCUGCAGCUGGCGUUAUUCACCACUACAAAGAGAUCGGUCUCUUUUUCUCUGAUUUGCUGUCGCUGAACGAAAAAUGCCCAAACAUUAUCCUGGAGAGUGUUGCCACUGAUGCCAGUGAUUCUGUGAUACAGAGCCUUGUGUGUGUUCUGGCCAUUGUCUACUGCAAAAUCCUCGGUCCUUACUGGCAGCUUCUGAAGAGUGGAGGAGAAUACUCACACUUCAGCCAGUAUAUGCUCUGCCUCUACCAAAAGUUCCUUGAUUGGUCCAAAGAUCCGUCAACACUGCUGGAACCUGAAGAGGCCACAAAUGUCUUCCUGCAGUUCCCACUGCAGGAGAAAACCUUUGAAGGAGUGUUUCAUUACUGUGCUCACUGGCAGACGAACAGGGAGCUAAUCAGAGCUUGCUUGAAGAGGGUGAUAAAGAUUAUUGCUGCUGUCACUGAGGAACACCUGAAGGACUUCCUGCCAGGAGGAACAUUUUCUAAAGUCCCCUCAUCGGAUCUGAGCUCACAGCUGGUAAGCUGCACAUUCUCCGUCUUGAUGGCGGAGUAUCCCUUCGGCCAUGAGUACUCUUACGAGAAGAAAGGACCUGAGAAGUCCUCAAAGCGCUCCUCGAACAACAUGUCAUCGGACAGCUCCGAGGAAGAUGAUGACCGAUCUGGUUCAUCUGACAGCAGUUCUGAUGACUCUUCUGGUUGGCAUGAUAAGACUGUCCAACAAGAUGAAUGCAGUCCACAGGCGAAGAGGGGUCCCAAAAAGGUAGAACCGCUUGUGGAGAUCAUGGAUAGGGACUACAUAAUAGCCACCGUGAAAAGAAACGGAGGGCCAUGCAAGACACAGCAGGAUGUUGACAAAAUGAUGUUGCGUUUCGAUGGAAAAUCCCGAGCAGAGAAACGGGAAGGAGUUCGCUGUGAGUUGAUGUACCAGAAAAUGGUCUUGGACAACACCGACCCAAACUUGCGUGGUCCUUAUCUCACCAGCUCACAAAUGUCGCUGAAACUGAAACUUGCACUUCCUCGUGUUAAACCUGGGUACUCCCUUGUUUUGGCGCCUAAAUUGACAAAAACAAAGCCAGUGCUCAAAAACAUAGUGUACGCUGCGACUGAUCACAGUGAACGUAGCCACACAUGAGAGCUUUAACUUUAUCUGAACAGUACCAGAAAAGGGAUGUUAAAGGACGUGGAAUCAGAAGGAAUUGGGUUAACGUGUGAAUUCCUCAUGUGAUUCUUUCUUUAGAAGCCGAGCAGAAAUACACAAAGUGACCUCAGUCUUUCUACACAAAGACAUAAUGUAUGAUUCUCUGUAUGCCAGAUGGAGCUGCCACAUGUUUGUUACAUACUGUAUUUUCAUUUUCGGUAGUUGAAUUGAUAUUUGAUUUUGUGACUCUUUUGUGAAUCUUUUGACACAAUACCCUAAUUUGUGUGGUCCUGUAUUGUAAGAAUGAUUUUCUAGAGAGUUAACUUUUUUUUAUGUGAGGUUGUACCCUCGGUGAUCAUGCCGUUAAUAAUCGCUGCUUGUGUGACAGAUGUCAUGAGUGCCACUGACAAAAUAAACAUUUUGGUCAGAUUUUGUUGAUAUUUACUUUGUCGGCCUGGAUGAUACACUAGAAAAUGUUAGGCUAAUGUCACUGAGUUCAGUGUUAGAAAAUCAACCUACCUUCAGUUCAAGUUCAUGACUAUUUCCAGCAGUCAGACUUUGUUUAUGUUACCUACAUAAUAAGCCUUGUUUUUCUCAGAUUUGAAGGUCAUUUUUGGUUGCAUCACAAGCAUCAGCCAUGUCAAUGAGUUCAGUCUUAUAAAAG
Messenger RNA from Acanthopagrus latus (yellowfin seabream), 3315 nucleotides. RefSeq lists its product as uncharacterized. Gene Ontology annotation, molecular function: 3'-5'-RNA exonuclease activity. NCBI's taxonomy places the organism in Eukaryota, Metazoa, Chordata, Actinopteri, Spariformes, Sparidae. The record is from RefSeq and is a predicted model, not a curated record. Bases 96 to 2645 code for a protein of 849 amino acids. The transcript is spliced from 3 exons.